This is a messenger RNA of Mustela erminea (ermine), 8935 nucleotides long. RefSeq names its product solute carrier family 5 member 3 (gene SLC5A3). Gene Ontology annotation, cellular component: plasma membrane. The transcript is spliced from 2 exons. Bases 438 to 2594 code for a protein of 718 amino acids. Gene Ontology annotation, molecular function: D-glucose:sodium symporter activity. Gene Ontology annotation, biological process: transmembrane transport; inositol metabolic process; myo-inositol transport. The record is from RefSeq and is a predicted model, not a curated record. Lineage: Eukaryota; Metazoa; Chordata; Mammalia; Carnivora; Mustelidae.
CUCCUGCGUCCCGGGAGCCGGCUCGCUCCGGAGCCGCGCGCGGUGUGACCGGGCAUGCCCCGCUACGAGCUGGCUUUGAUCCUGAAAGCCAUGCAGCGGGGUUGGUACAGUAGGCUUCACUAACUUAGCUGCAACUCAGAAUUUCUCCUCCAGCACCUGAGUAAAUGCUGAUGGUCUUGUGGAGAGUGGAUUAAGAGUACGAGCUAAGUUCUCAAUCCCAAUUAAGAAGCGGAGGAAAAUUUAAACUGUCUCCUUCAAAGUUUAUCACAACCACCACCAUCAAGACAGCAAACCAAAGGACAAAGACUUUGACCUGCUGUGUUGCUCUGUGUAGUCCAGUUCACGUAUGGUUUACAGACUUGGCUGGGGUUACUAAUGAGUAAAUAAAAAGCUGGACACUUCUGUUAUUGGACACUUUGAUUCACAAAGGUACCAAAAUGAGGGCUGUACUGGAGACAGCAGACAUUGCCAUAGUGGCCCUGUAUUUUAUCCUGGUCAUGUGCAUUGGUUUUUUUGCCAUGUGGAAAUCUAAUAGAAGCACCGUGAGUGGAUACUUCCUGGCGGGGCGCUCUAUGACCUGGGUAGCGAUUGGUGCCUCUCUGUUUGUGAGCAAUAUUGGCAGUGAGCACUUCAUUGGGCUGGCAGGAUCUGGAGCUGCAAGCGGAUUUGCAGUGGGCGCAUGGGAGUUCAAUGCCUUACUGCUUUUGCAACUUCUGGGAUGGGUUUUCAUCCCGAUUUACAUCCGGUCAGGGGUAUACACCAUGCCUGAAUACUUGUCCAAGCGAUUUGGUGGCCAUAGGAUUCAGGUCUAUUUUGCAGCCUUGUCUCUGAUUCUCUAUAUCUUCACCAAGCUCUCAGUGGAUCUGUAUUCGGGUGCCCUCUUUAUCCAGGAGUCUUUGGGUUGGAACCUCUAUGUGUCUGUCAUCCUGCUCAUUGGCAUGACUGCUUUGCUGACUGUCACCGGAGGCCUUGUUGCAGUGAUCUACACAGACACGCUACAGGCUCUGCUUAUGAUCGUUGGGGCGCUCACGCUUAUGAUUAUUAGCAUGAUGGAGAUUGGCGGGUUUGAGGAAGUUAAGAGAAGGUACAUGUUGGCCUCACCCAAUGUUACUUCCAUCUUGUUGACAUACAACCUUUCCAACACAAAUUCUUGUAAUGUCCACCCUAAGAAAGACGCACUGAAAAUGUUACGGAAUCCGACAGAUGAAGAUGUUCCCUGGCCUGGAUUCGUGCUUGGGCAGACCCCGGCUUCCGUGUGGUACUGGUGCGCUGACCAAGUCAUCGUGCAGAGAGUCUUAGCGGCUAAAAACAUUGCUCAUGCCAAAGGCUCUACGCUUAUGGCUGGCUUCUUGAAGCUUCUGCCCAUGUUUAUCAUAGUUGUCCCAGGAAUGAUAUCCAGAAUACUGUUUGCCGAUGAUAUAGCUUGCAUCAACCCAGAGCACUGCAUGCAAGUGUGUGGAAGUAGAGCUGGGUGCUCUAACAUUGCUUACCCACGCCUGGUGAUGAAGCUGGUUCCCGUGGGACUCCGCGGCUUAAUGAUGGCGGUGAUGAUUGCAGCUCUGAUGAGCGACUUGGACUCUAUCUUUAACAGUGCCAGUACCAUAUUCACCCUCGAUGUGUACAAACUCAUCCGCAGGAGUGCGAGCUCCCGGGAACUAAUGAUUGUGGGGAGGAUAUUUGUGGCUUUUAUGGUGGUGAUCAGCAUCGCGUGGGUGCCAAUCAUCGUGGAGAUGCAAGGAGGCCAGAUGUACCUUUACAUUCAGGAGGUGGCAGACUACCUGACACCCCCAGUUGCGGCCCUGUUCCUUCUGGCAAUUUUCUGGAAGCGCUGCAAUGAGCAAGGGGCUUUCUAUGGUGGAAUGGCUGGCUUUGUUCUUGGAGCAGUCCGUUUGACACUGGCCUUUGCGUACCGUGCCCCCGAAUGUGACCAACCUGAUAACAGGCCAGGCUUCAUCAAAGACAUCCAUUACAUGUACGUGGCCACCGCACUGUUCUGGGUCACAGGACUCAUUACUGUCAUUGUUAGCCUCCUCACACCACCGCCCACAAAGGAACAGAUUCGUACCACCACCUUUUGGUCUAAGAAGAGCUUGGUGGUGAAGGAAAGCUGCUCCCCAAAAGAUGAGCCGUACAAAAUGCAAGAGAAGAGCAUUCUGAGGUCCAGGGAGAACAGUGAGGCCGUCAACCACAUCAUUCCCAAUGGGAAAUCCGAAGACAGCAUCAAGGGCCUUCAGCCGGAAGAUGUUAAUCUCUUGGUGACCUGCAGAGAAGAGGGCAAUCCAGUGGCUUCGUUAGGACAUUCAGAGGCAGAAACACCAGUAGAUGCUUAUUCCAAUGGGCAAGCAGCUCUUAUGGGUGAGAAAGAGAGAAAGAAGGAGACGGAGGAUGCAGGCCGGUACUGGAAGUUCAUAGAUUGGUUCUGUGGCUUUAAAAGUAAGAGCCUCAGCAAGAGGAGUCUCAGAGACCUGAUGGAGGAGGAGGCUGUUUGUUUACAAAUGUUGGAAGAGCCUCCACAAGUUAAACUAAUACUAAAUAUCGGACUUUUUGCUGUGUGUUCACUUGGAAUUUUCAUGUUUGUUUAUUUCUCCUUAUGAACUUUUUAAGGAUAUGAUGAGACACUAACUUAAGAAAAUACUGGUCUUUGGAAAAACAAAAAAACAAAACAAAAACAAAACUUAUGUAACUGUUGCAUCUCUCAGGCAUUGUUUACGCUAUAGGUUUUAGCCAAAUUUUACUUAGCAGAAAAUCAUCUAUUUGCAAGACUUUAUUUUCCCAGAGAUGGAUGAAAGUAAAUUUUCAACCUAAAUGAAGUGAAACUUGUUUGACAGACUGAAUUGUGCAAAUGUGGUUUAAAAUUUUCCAUACCAAAGUAAGGAGAGACCAAUUAUUCUCCUAGAACACGUAGAGCAGAAUAGAUGCUAAGGUUAUUAUGAAUAAGGUAUACUUUCUGCACUGCCAAAUCUUGGUAGGCCUUCUUAUCCUGAAGUAGACUUGCUCAUUUCAGAGUUUUUUCUCUGUCUCUGUAAUCCCUACUACCAUUUAAAACUAAUUCGUGGACAUUGUGUAAUCAGAUGUGUACUGAAAACCUAACUGAUGUGCUUGGCGGGGGGGUGUCCUUGUAUCAGGACAGGUUAGUUUGUUUGCCAGGUUCAUUUUGCUAGCAGGAGCCUGUGGAUUUUGAUUGCCAGAAGAAAGGAGGAAGAAUGUUUGCCUGUAGCUGUUUUUGUACCACCAGCAUGUGGAAUGUUGGUAAAAAGUUUGUUCUAGUUCCUGUUUUGUUUUGUUUUUUUUUUUACUUCGACUGAAGUUUAAGUGAACCGUACUCAAAUGACCACCAACUCUGUCUUGAUAAAAAGAUAUGUCAUGAUUGUAUUGUCAGAUGAUAAGGGGAGAAAAUGAAGUAAACAUUGCUGAUGAUCCCCAAAUUUAUGGACCAAGUUAAAGAUGUUUAUGUAGUUUGGGAAUUAGCAGUCCUCAAGCAGUGUUUGAGCAACUUACGCUCAACAGGCGGCUGACUAUUCAUACUCCACUACUUCUCCAGCUUUGUUCUUUGUUCUUGUCAUUUGGUAACAUUUUUUCUUAGCCACACACUUUCUCAAGUGGAUUCAGUUGGAAGAUAUGUCCAGAAAUUUGAAGAAAACUGUCUCUGUGUUUGUGCUGGGUUGCCCUGCUUGAUUGGAUCAUGAUAUAGUGAAGCUGAGCUUUUGGAGGGAAAAUAUAAUUCUGAGAUCAUAUUGUAUCCUUGAUAAGUUUUUUUUUUCCCCCCUAAUUUACUUUUUUUUUUUUUCUUUGAAAGACUUGCCAUCUGUACACAGCCUCAACAUUUUUAAAAAGUUACCUUGACUUAGAGCAUGAGGAGGUUCCAGUGCAAACUCGGCAUCAGUAACAGAAAACUGAGUGCAUGCUUUGCCAUUGGUAGAUUGUCAGUGUAGUCUUUCUGUAGCGUGGAUAGCAUGUUAAAGAGGUGUCACGAAUAAGAACUUCUGGAUGUAGUAUUAUGUCUUGUGGAGGAUAUGCUAUGACCUGUGUACUUAUAGGACCCUCUGUCUUCCCAUGGCAUGGCACUCCCUUGCAGCCUUCGUGGAUGGGAAUCUUUUUCACAGGCUGAUUCCCCUUCUUUGAGGACAGGAUACAAAAGAUGUUAGAGAAAAGCUCUACAGAUUAUGAAAUUCUGUGUCUGUGCUCUCAACAUGGUCCUUUUUCCUCCAUGACAUAUGAAGGAAACCAAUUGUGUAUCUACUUUCUUUGACUUUCCUGUAAUCUGAUACUUUUUAAAUUGCAUGAUUUUAUUAAGCUCGUAUUCUUUAGAGAAAAGUAUUACUUUUUUAGAUACUUUUGUAGAUUUUGAAUCAAAACUCAGUCCUAAUGACUUUAAAUUUUUUGUAUUCUAUAAACGAGUUUCAUUAUGAUGGACUUGUUUAGUCCAAAGUUGAUUUUAGAAAUUUAUCAGGUAGCAUAAUGUCUUCCCGUCUCCAGGAGGCUUUCUGAUGGACUGAGUUGUAGACGAAAAAAUAAUUCAUGUAUGAAUAGCAUGAUUUCUGAGAGCUUAGAGUGCCUUGUAGAGUUUUUUUUUUUUUUUUCCUCAAUUUCAUUCUUACAGUUUAUAAGCUGGGGGCCAAAUAAAUAGGGACCAUCCUUUUCUUGUAUGGAGGAGGCUGUGGCUCUGACAUGUCCAAGGUUACAAAAAGUCUAUUGGGAAGAACAGAAAAACCAUGUAGCCAAAGCUGGACUCCUGGUUUGUCUUCUUCUCAGAGGAACUAUUUUUCCCUUUGAGACAACACUUUGGUAUUUGGGAAAAUAAUAGGACCUUAGAUUUUUUAAAUUGGUAUUAAGUCGCAGGAAUUAAAAUUUUCUUUGACUUUGAACAUAUUGCUGUGUAACUCAGCAAAGAGGAUUGACACACUGGCUGGGCAGCCUUCUUACCCCUUCUUAGAGUAUAAAUUACUAGGUGGUGUUUAUGUGAGUCUCCCCGCCCCCUUUAUUUAAUGUUGAGCCCUAAUAGUUUGAAGUAUUAGGAUCCCCCCCAACCUUCUCUUUGCUGCUGUCUUAGUACGAUACAUGAAAUACAUCAUCUUGUGUCUGUUUGUGUAUAUAUAGCAGUAGGUCAAGUUUAGAGUACUAAUGUCUGUAAAUAAGGAAUGACUAUUAGCAUAUCCAUUAGGAUGUUUAUUCUUGGCAGUAUAAACAUCAUUCUGUUGAGACUGAAGUCCCUGAAGCUUGCCCUUAUUAUUGCUCUCCAGUAGUAGAUAAUGUGCUUGAAUAAGUAUGUGAAUUGCUGGUUGCAGCUUCAUUCAGGGACCACUGUUCAGUUUGUUUCGUUAGAAUGAUUGUUCAUGGAGUGAUACCGGUCUGUGUUAAGCUAGCAAAAUGUUCAUACUUUACACUAAAUGGGUCCUAAAUGAUGACAUUUCAUCUGUAGACAUUAAUAUGUAUAUAUUUUUGUACUGGCUCAAGCUAAGGUUCAGAAUUGAAUAAGCAUGAAAUUGACUAAAAUAGUUACCUCAGAGUCAAAAUGAAGUGAGGACAUUGGUCUUCAAAGGUAGAGAAAAAAUACUCUCUGAUCUGCUCUUAGUAGUAUCCCCAUUCCUUAGAGUUUUGUCCUUUCAUGCAGUCUCAGUCUUGAGAUUUGAUGAGCAGAGCUUAGUACUCUGGCAUGCAGAAGAAUUAUUGGGUCCAAAAAUAUUAUGUUCUUUGCCCCAAGGUAGUAAGUGGGUUUGGAAAUAGCUGGGUCAGUCUUUUUCCAGGGCCAUUCUUUUCCUGGUGAGGUAAUCACUCUUCUCUUUAGGUUAGGGAGGCAGCAAGUAGUAGGGCAGUCCUGUGUCCUGUGACCUACAUUCUGCAGAUCUCCUCUCGCAAGGCUUCCUCUUCACUUGGCUCAGAGCACCCGUUGUCUUUUUGCACAAAGAGCCUGGCCAGGGCCAUAGUUCUUAGCAUGUCAGGUAAUUCGCAGGGACCUACAUGGGAAACUUCACAUUUUAAGAAUUGAUUGGGAGGCUGUCAUUCAGUUCUUUAACCCGAGGCCGAUUGGGAGUGGGGGUACUGAAAAGUCUCGCCUCAGUGUCUCCAUUUCUCAGCCCAUUGCUUUUUCUUCCCUGUACUUACAAGGUGCGUGGAUCUUCCCCUUCUUCUUCAGAUAUCAUUUAGUGCGGCCUCUAUGGGUUAUUCUCCUUCUUUACCAUCCUCCAGACUGGCGAUACCAUUGGCUGUUAGAAGGUUAGGCCCAUCAGUGUUCCCACUGGGCAGUAUUUGGCUUACUUACUCUCCUUACGGUUUUUACUCUGCUGUGUCGUUUUCAUCUGCGGUGUGAUGGUUAGAAGGGACCACAUGGGUAUGGAGUAGUGACCGCCUCACUGCCAUUCCCCUGUAUUGGGUUGAGAGAUAUGUGUAGACCAUUCCUGUUACGUUAUGUGACCACAGAGACUUUUCAGGACAGAGUUUUCCGAAGAAGUAAAAAACAAAAAACAAAAAAAACCCCUAUUAAAUGAGGUGCUGAAAAAUACCUGGGUGAUACAAACUUAACAAGUUAGGCAAAGGACAAACAUGAGCUUAAAAUGUGCAGGCAUAGAAUUCUAUUCAGUGAAUUCUAGAACUUGAAGCAUCUUGGCUAGUUUAAACCUUUCCCCAUGUAGAUUAGGAUACCAGUAACAAGAUCCAGCCUUUAAACCCUGGUUUGAUGUUAACUAUUGUGAUAUAGGAGUUUUUAAAACAUAUUUGAAAUUAAAAGGACCGAUACUUGAUAGUGAUACUUUAGUAGAAAAAAUGCUUUUAGGCUCGUAUUCAUAAGAUUUCUCAUUAACGAAGUGUUGAGUUGCAUUAAGACAUCUUGAUGUUGACCUUAGCUUGAGCAGACCACAGAUAGGGUAGAUUCCUCUUCGUGGUGUACCCACCUACCAUUUCGAGAGACUGGUCUUUCCCCCGUUUGUCUUCCUCACCUUGCUGUGAUUCUUCAUCUGUUCUUUCUUUUAACACUACUCAGAUUCCUAUUUUGAUCUUUUCUCAGCUUAAUUCACGUUCAGGCUUAUUGCGAUGAUGUGCAAAAGUGCUGCUUUGCCCCAGUUUUGAAGACUUGGAUCCAAAUAAUGAUUCAUUAACUAUAGUUGUGUUUAAAUAUACUGAAUUUCUAUUAGCUUAAACUGUUAAAUUCUCAAGAAUGAUUUUCUCAGACUCAUGUUCACUAGUGUUCACUAGUCCUAAAAGCCCUGGUAAUGCAUCAUUAUUGUAUUCUGAAAAUUCCUUUCUUCAAAAAUGAGGGAGGCAGCAAUAGUUAAAAUUCAUACCAGUCCCUUUGAAAGGGUGGUAUUUCAAUACAGAGAGGAGUGGAGUUUGUCUCGAUGGCCAGAAAGCCUUGUUCUCGCAGUGCUUAAGGGUAAAAAAUUGGAACUAGUCAGUUGGCAUAUAGAGAAGCCCUUUUGUGCUCGUUAGGUAGGAAGCUGGAUUAUAUAAGAAGCUUCGAUUACUACACUUGGUUGGCUUAACUCAGGGCUGCAGACCCCUUUUCCUCCAUUAAGUCAUUUCUCUUAAUUGGAAUGCUUUUUAUCAAACUUUACCCUCUGUUGGAAGACUAGGUAUUCAACUUCUUUUACUCUUAGAAUUGAAUUUAGCUAAGAUACAAACUACUUACAGGCUUUGGCAGCGCUGAGACCCACACCGUUAUUCACGGAGUCCUAUAAAUGUGUUUAUUUAAACUUCUUUCCAGUGCUGGGAAUAAGGCUUUAAACUACUGAUUCACCUUUAAAGGAAUGUUGUGAAAAUUGAUAUAAUUUAUGUUUCUGUUUUCCAUCUCAGAUCCUUUAUAACAGAUUGGAUUUAGUUUUUUUGUUUUGAGUUGUUCCAGUAACUAACAGCCUUAACCAUGGAUAUAUUGUCUUACUCAGAAAUAAAAAAGGUUUGAUAUGUCUGCAUUGUUACUUAUUUCAUAUACUUUACUUUUUAGGGGAGGACCAUAAUCUGAAGCUUUUGAUUUUAAACCAAUAACCUUACUUUAUGUAAUGACUUUCCAGUGUGGUUUGGUUAACCUGGAUUCGCACUAUGUUUGAAGAGAGGGAUGCUAGAAUACAUAAGCAAAUGAAGAGUAAGUCAGGACAAAAGCACAGUGGUCUCAGAUUUUUCCUAGUGUAGGAGCAGUAGCUUUGCUCUCAGAAAAGCACUGUAUCAGUUGUUGCCCAUGAUAAUGAAGCCACUCCAUCCUCUCCGACCCCUGUCCCAAGUUUAAGAUAGUUUACAGUCUGUGAACUCUGUCAAUAAGGAAAAUCCAUUAUUUCAGUGAUUUCCGCAACAGCACAAAUCGACAGUAGAUAAUCACGACCUUAUUGGAGACUUAUCUUUAUCUUGGUAAAUUCACCUUGUACUGCUGGAGGAAGGAACGUUUACUUUUUUUAAAAAAUUGCCUUUGGAUAAACUAGUCUGGAUAAUUUUUCAAUAUAUCAUUGUAGCUUAGACUUCUGUAAGUGGAAUGAAUGUCCCUUAAUAACUCAUUUUUUGGUUAUAAUAGUUGGAAACUGAAAUUAAGCUCAUUGCUCUUAUUGAAAUCCCAAGCUGGCGAAGGCCAAUAUAUAGGGUAUUUCGUAAUAUAAUCAGCUUCUGAAAUUUAGUGUUUUGAUUAGUGCCUUCUGGUUGCCAAUAUUGACUCUGCUAGUUUACACAUUUCCCUUUCUUGAUAGAAUAUACUUAUUUGUUACAAUUCCUCUUUUUAAAUUUUGUUACAACUAGUUGAGGAAAUACAGAAAAAUACAUUUAUAUUUACAUACUUUAUAUGCAGCCUUUGUUUAGGUUCAAGGAAACCAGGUAGCUCUAAUUCCUGUUGCAGUUUAAAUGUUAUUUAUUCAUCUAUAUUUGUUUUAUAUCCUUAAUUGAAACUAUAAGGUUACUUAUUAAUUCUCUGAAUAUAUUUUAACUAUUGUUUUUCCAGUGUAGGUUUGAUAGGCAUAUCUGAGAA